This is a messenger RNA of Paracoccidioides brasiliensis Pb18, 2754 nucleotides long. RefSeq lists its product as uncharacterized. The transcript is spliced from 8 exons. Gene Ontology annotation, cellular component: plasma membrane; cytoplasm; cell division site. Gene Ontology annotation, biological process: septin cytoskeleton organization. The record is from RefSeq and is a predicted model, not a curated record. Bases 1 to 2754 code for a protein of 917 amino acids.
AUGGAAUUGUCGCGGCAAGACUAUCCAGCCAUUGCGGCCUCCCUGACGCCGACGCAAGCCAGCGCCAUCCUAACAGACCGCAUGCGAUUAAUUAGCAAGGUUAACUUGGAUAUUGCAGACUGGCUUUCGGAACGACGACGGGUGGAGCAAGUUUAUGUUUUGGGCCUUCGCAGGCUUGCGCGCCGACAGCAACUAGAUGAAUAUGAAGCAUUGGGUGUGUUUCAAACGCCUUGGCAGCGCAUACUGUCCGCUACUGAAACAUUAGCCUCCUCCCACGAGAUCCUUUCCCACGUAAUCGAGACGGAUGCUGAGCGGCCCUUGAGAGAAUAUGCCACCAAAAAUCGUGAUAUGCAAUCCAUGUCAACCAUGCAGCACGAUUUAGCAAAUUUAGCAAAGGAGCUUGAAUCAGUGACGAGGAAAGCGGACAAACUAAAAGACAAGGGACCAAAGGCUGCCGCAAAGACGUCAAGUGCUGUUUCCGCGGCGCAGGAUGUGGCGCAACAGUGGGAAUCGCGAGCCCCGUUUGUCUUUGAGCAACUACAGGCUGUUGAUGAACAUCGCCUUAAUCAUCUCAGGGAUGUUCUCACCCAGUACGAAACUCAUGAGGUCGAUCGCAUCGAAAGAGAUAGAGAGUCCGCUGAGAGUUGUCUCAAUGCUCUGUUGAACGUCCAGACCGAUGAAGAGAUCAGGGCAUUCACUACAAAAGCAAUCGGUGGCCGGGCUCCUGUAUCGAGAAGAACAAACCCUCCAUCGGCUGCGUCGCCCCCCGCCUCUCCUCCGUGCCGAGUUCUGGGCGAUACUGCCUCGGUGACCGCCGCCGCAGAAUCCCUACUACCGCCACCACCUAGGAAUCAGGAUGAUAGGGCCAGCCAGCAUUCCGGUCAGUCAAACCAAGGCAGGUUAAGUGUUGGUCUAGAGCAACAUGGACAUUUAAGACUUGGUGGCCUGAAACGGUUAGGCACCGUCAUGACUCGCAGGAAGAGCAUUGUACAUCAUCCAACUAGGGCCUCAGGUUCUCCGGAAAGGAAGUUCCGGUCUCCAUUUACUUCGUUCCGGAAGACUGAUUCAACUCGAAGUUUUCAGCAAGUUGAUAUGCAAGCCAAUUUGGUUAAUUCGCUAGCUCCUAUUUCUUCAAGGGAUGAUUCAUCGUUGCAACGCCCGGCUUCCUCUCACAGAGAGGUAUCCCAUUCCGAGUCGACUUCAGCAUUGCACCAGCGACCCACGACACCUCUUAACGGUGCUGUUAGGCCCGAAGAGAGUGCUGUCUCGAAUACGCCUAUUAGAAAAGCUAAUUCUAUGGAACAAGCGCCUGCUACAACCCAAUCACCAAAAAUCGAUUCCGAGGGUUAUUCCGAGCGGCCCAAUAGUCUUGAUGAAAUAUCCCGAGUUCAAAAAGAAGCUGCUGCCGUCGUAGAGCCCGGCAUGAACCUGACUAUCCGUGACCAACCUAUUAAAGAGGAUGAGGGUGAGGCGAAAUUGGCUUUGAAUGAAGUGGCGAACACUUUACGAUUGCAAGCACAACAGUCUGGUGUUUCUCGUGGAGUUGGGACAUUGCGUGGACGUCGAGAUGUCAGAAACACCAUUUUUGUUCCGAGCCCACCAUCAGCCGGUGAAGAUGUAGGUCUGAACCGAUCUCCUGGCCUCACUGCCUCUUCAAUACCUGUUUCGCCAUCUUACGCGCCAAAGGCUGUCGUAUCUCCUUCAGCAACUUACGAUGACCACGCUCAAUCGGAUACAACAUCAGUUCAUUCAUCACACACUCUCCAUAACCUGUCAGGUCCUGUCUUACACCCUGAGAUGUCUGAGCCUGGUCUUAACGCAUCUGUAGUGGAAACUGUGAAUGCUUGGUUCUCCGAUGGUAUUGUGAACCGUUCUUUCGUUGUGGGAGAAUUGGCUCUGGCAUAUAAUUCCACCACGAACCCCCCUUCUGACCCUGAACUUGUCCGCCUAAAUAAUUUCCAGAUCUUGGAAAAAGUAGCUGCAAAUCCCGUUUUUGUUACAGAAGCUGGUCAUACCCUGAAAGGGAAGGAAAGGGAACAGGCCGCCAGUUACGAGGAAAAGAAAGGAGAAUAUCUUAUUUCCCUUCCCAGUAUCUCCCGAUCGAUUCCAACUGUUGCGUUCAAGUACCAAGUCCACCUUGAUCCUUCUAAUCUAUCCGCCUAUUGCCCCGUUAUAUUCAAUCCUGUUUGGAAUUUGGAAGAAUUCCAAGCGAGUGUUAUUAUCACCUACUCCAUAAACCUUAACUUUAUAUCUGCAACCUCGUCAACACCCAUCACACUUAAGAAUCUCGUUCUCACCGUCAACCUAGACCUAUCUCCCCAGGAAGACGAAACAACCAAGCAGCCUCGCGAAGUCGCUCGGGCCACGGGUGCCGUUAUGUAUCCAAACACAGGCGCUUCAUUCCGGCGCAAAAUAUCAGCCGUCACGUGGAAAAUUCCUGAGCUGGAAGUUUCCACUGAAGGCGACAAUCGGUUCCUUGCUCGGUUUUCAACAUCAGUAAGCGGGCCUCGAAAGGGGAAAGUUGAAGCCAAGUUCGACCUCUUGAAUGCCAAUGGCGGCGAAAGACUGGGUAUCAGCGCGCAGACUUCCACGGGUGGUGGACAGGAGAGAGAAGUCUCUGAUCCCUUCGCUGAUGAGUCCCUGGGAACGCGGAAUGGAUCAGUAUCCCCUGAACCCAAGCUUCCGUCGAAUACGUGGGAAGAAGUCUAUACUCGACGGAAAUUAACGGUGGGGAGAUAUACUUCUGUCGGGUAA